AGAGCCGUCUCGUGCGGAGGGCGGGCCGCCGUGUCGCGCCGGGUCUGUGGAGCUCGCUGCCGGCGCUGCGACGCUCGUGGGUGGCGUGUUCGGCUUUUCCUGUCUGCUUCGGUGCACCGCUGCAGCUCCGGCCUCGGGUCUGACGCGCGACGGCAUGGCUUCCGUUUUGGAAGAGUUGCAGAAAGACCUAGAAGAGGUCAAAGUAUUGCUGGAAAAGUCCACUAGGAAAAGACUACGUGAUACUCUUACAAGUGAAAAGUCCAAGAUUGAGACGGAACUCAAGAACAAGAUGCAACAGAAGUCGCAGAAGAAACCAGAACUUGAUAAUGAAAAGCCAGCUGCUGUGGUUGCUCCUCUUACAACAGGAUACACCGUGAAAAUCAGUAAUUAUGGAUGGGAUCAGUCAGAUAAGUUUGUGAAAAUCUACAUUACCUUGACUGGCGUCCAUCAGGUGCCCACUGAGAACGUGCAGGUGCACUUCACAGAGAGGUCAUUUGAUCUUCUGGUAAAAAACCUCAAUGGCAAGAAUUACUCCAUGAUUGUGAACAAUCUUUUGAAACCUAUCUCUGUGGAAAGCAGUUCAAAAAAAGUCAAGACUGAUACAGUAAUUAUUCUAUGUAGAAAGAAAGCAGAAAACACAAGAUGGGACUACUUAACACAGGUGGAAAAGGAAUGCAAAGAGAAAGAAAAGCCUUCCUACGACACGGAGGCAGACCCUAGUGAGGGAUUAAUGAAUGUUCUAAAGAAAAUUUAUGAAGACGGAGACGAUGAUAUGAAGCGAACCAUUAAUAAAGCGUGGGUGGAAUCCAGAGAGAAGCAAGCCAGAGAAGACACGGAAUUUUGAGGCUUUUAAAAGUCCGUAUGGGAACUGUGAUGUGGAAUGCUCGUGUUCCAGUAAGGGGAUGUUGUUGAACUGCACAUAUUUGUUCAUGUGGGUAUGUAGUUUUGACAGAUAAAUAUUUACACCGCCUUUUAAGUAAAGAUAGCAGAUUCUCCAUUUCUUACUGGAGGAUUUGAUUUAAAUAAAUAAGCUUAUUAAACUGUUUCCUUCAUUAGCACCCCAGACAUUUCGUUUCAGAAAAGGCUAUAUGGCACUCUUACUGAAAAUGUAAAAAGGAAGUCUUGCAUAAUGAAAAUGUUAUGUCACAGACUUUUGUUCUGGCUGGGAGAUAGAAUACAGAAGUGUUUGUCUGUAGUUGACAUUAGAUCCCAGUAAUGUAAACAAUAAAGCAAAAUUUUUGCAUAAAAUUCAAAUUUGUGCAAAGUUACUACAGAGCUGUUCCAUUAUUACCAUGUGUUACCAUAUACUGCUAAUUGAUUUAAGUAUACUUAUGAAUAUAAAAUUAAACAAAAUACAAAGGACAAAAAUAGACAAACAUCGUGUUGAUAAGUACUAUCAUGGUUCAGAUGGCUUAAAAAUAACCAUGACGCGAAAACUUGAAAACGCCCAUUUAUUCCUUUGUUCAAUAAAGUUGGAGUUUUACUUAAAAGAUGAGUUCUGCAAUCUGUUUUGAGUGUAUUCAAAGUUAAGCUUUGUCACUGUACUCGAGUAAGUUUCAGAAAGCCGUAAGGGCUUAGCAAUGGCUUAGCUGUUAAAUGAUAGGCUCACCAUCAAAAAGAAAGCAAUUAGAUGCCUAGAAAAAAAGCCAGUCGAUCACAACAACUACCAUUAAGGAUUAGGUAAAAGUCAGAACUUACAAUUAAUGUAUAGAAAGGGUAGCUGGAAGUGUAUUGAGCUGUGAAGUAAGCAGACUGGUAAACACAUGAACUUAUUGCAUGCAGGAGAUUUGGCGUUUGUAGGGAGAUGAAGCAUUAAUGAUAGCAGUGUAAUAAGACAGCCAUAUGCUCACACUUACAGCAUCUAAGAUCUCACUGUCAAAAAUAAAGUUAUGCAAGUACUUAAAGAGAUGGAAUUCCAUUAUGACCUAGGACUGGGGAAGAAGUCUUGAUUUAAAAAGUAAAAGGAAAAUACAUGGCAAAAAAAUACACAUAAGCACAAACCAAUGACCUACUAAGGUUUCCAGUAACUAUAAAUCAUUCAUAGAAUUAAAAAAAAAAAAAGGAGUUGGGGGCAAUGACAUUUUCUUCAAUGGUGUAGCCACUGGUAAUUUCCCCAGCAUUCCAGCAAAGUAACCCUAAUAAAAGCAUUGGGUCACGAAACCUAAAGGGAGGGAAAUACAAAAGAAAUAAAUAUGCUCACUCUUCUAGCAAGUCCUGAGAAGCCAGAUCAACCCUACUGUACAUUGGGAAAACUCCACUGGUUUUUAUUUAAGAACAUAGCUAUUAAAUUUUCAUGCUUAGGUUAGGAAAAGUAGAUGCAUAGAACAUAAAAACCUGGGAAUGACAUACACAGUUAAGAACAAACAUUAACAGGACUAGACUGUGGUACAUCAUGGCAGAAAUAGAUAAUUAGGACCUUAGAACCACUGGAAUUUUAACAAUUGAAAAAGCACUGAAAUUGAAAAAAAGAAAAGCCAGAUCGGAGGGCCUACUUGGUGGUUAAUAAGGGCUUUGGCAGAGGAUGCAAGCAAUGAAAGUUCCAGGAGCUCUCAGUGUAUUAAGCUCAUUCAUGAAGGUGAAGCUAUGACCCCACUUAAUACCAUGAACUAACUGGGCAUUCAAUUUCAAUAUGCAUUUUACAAAGACAACUAAGCAAUAGUUGCUUUGUUUGCAUAUUGAAUUUAGUACAAGUUAUUUUCAGGGAACUUUAGAAUAUUUGUCUAUUAGAUGAAUUCUAAUUUUUUGCAACAAUUAAUGAAUAUAUUGCAAUUUUUAUAUAUUGUGAUAAAAGUAAAGUUGCUGACACUCAA
Mus musculus (house mouse) is the source of this 2810-nucleotide messenger RNA. RefSeq names its product calcyclin binding protein (gene Cacybp). Gene Ontology annotation, cellular component: cytosol; nucleus; beta-catenin destruction complex. The record is from RefSeq and is marked validated. NCBI's taxonomy places the organism in Eukaryota, Metazoa, Chordata, Mammalia, Rodentia, Muridae. The coding region runs from base 155 to 844 and encodes 229 amino acids. Gene Ontology annotation, molecular function: protein homodimerization activity; S100 protein binding; ubiquitin protein ligase binding. The transcript has 6 exons.